Messenger RNA from Cynara cardunculus var. scolymus (artichoke), 659 nucleotides. RefSeq names its product heavy metal-associated isoprenylated plant protein 47-like. The record is from RefSeq and is a predicted model, not a curated record. NCBI's taxonomy places the organism in Eukaryota, Viridiplantae, Streptophyta, Magnoliopsida, Asterales, Asteraceae. The transcript has 3 exons. Bases 92 to 415 code for a protein of 107 amino acids.
CAUUCUCACUCUUCAAAUCACCAUUUUCAAAAUCCUCUAAUUCUCUCCAGUUUAUGGAGACACAUAUACUCAGAUCAUCAGAUUCACAGAAAUGGCGAAGCAAAAGAUUGUGGUGAAGGUGAAUAUGCACAAUGAUAAGAAAUCUCGAAAGGCUCUGAAGAUCGCCGUUAGUCUCUGCGGUGUUGAAUCGGCAUCAUUUGUGGGAUCAGAUAAAGACCAAAUCGCGGUGACCGGUGAAGGAAUCGACUCGGUGGAAUUGACGACUUUGCUAAGGAAAGGCGUAGGAUACACAGAGCUAGUGAGUGUUGGUCCGGUGGAGGAGAAGAAACCCGAGGCCAAAGAAACGAAGGCAACUGUGGAAGUUCAUCCUUACCAGUACUACUAUGUCCCUUCCUACUAUGUCUACGGGAUGUGAGAACCGAAGCAAAAUCAAAGAAAUCCGAUUCCAGUUGCUGCUGCUGCUGCUGCUGCAUUUCAUCCUCCUUCUCCAGUUCUCUUCUUAUAUUCGGGAAUUCUGAAUAGAGCCUUCAUCUCCAGAGAUGGUAUGUGUGAAGAUGGUAAAAGUAAUCUUACAGAUUUUGAUACUUUGUGAAUAUUUCCGUUACUGUAUCAACUUCGUCUAGAAUACAUAUAUAAUGAGAAAUUGUUCUUUGCUUUUU